Messenger RNA from Oncorhynchus mykiss (rainbow trout), 2122 nucleotides. RefSeq lists its product as uncharacterized. The record is from RefSeq and is a predicted model, not a curated record. Gene Ontology annotation, cellular component: nucleus. Gene Ontology annotation, biological process: regulation of gene expression. Lineage: Eukaryota; Metazoa; Chordata; Actinopteri; Salmoniformes; Salmonidae.
AACAAAAACAAACGAAAUAGAGAUGUGUUCGAAACAUACCGCUUAUCUAUGGUGUGACGUCUCAGGACAUUAACUGAACACUGCAUUGCAAAUGAGCUAGUAGGACUAUAAUACAAGUGUUUAACAUAUACAUAGUACCAAUCCAAGGAAGGGCAUGUCCAAUACCGUUGUCUUUCAUGCUCAGCUAGCCUCCAUCAUUGAGGUUUUGGCGAAUGCAGCCGUUGCCGAAAUCUGCAAACUUGUAGAUGAUGGCCAUGCUGCUUUACGUUUGGAAAUUUCCCAUAGUCAGAAAGAAAUUGAUAACCUGCGGAGGAAGCUGGUUUUGACAAAAUUCCAGAAUUCUCGACGGAGCGCAGAGAGAUUUGGAGCCCUGCGACGCACAGUUCACAGGCGAGUGGACCCGGAUCAUGUUGCCCGGGGGAGAGAGAGCUUCGUAGAAAAGGCAAAAAGCAGACUUGGAUAUUUGGAAAAUCGUUUUGCCUACAGUGAAGGGGGCAAAUGUAUGCAGGAUGUCACCAACCGGAGAGACGCAGGACGCACAGCGACAGACCAGGAUGGGGCCAUGCAGAUGGCAGAUAUGCAAGAGGCACCUCAUAUCAAAAUGGAAAAUCUUGACACCAGCAUAACCGAAGAGAUUGUCCAACCAGUCAGUGAGAGCAGUGAGAAGAUCAUUGUAGCAGAACCAGGUUCUUCAUCAUCUACUGAACCCACAGACCUUCUGGACCAGCAGGACAACAGACACAGAGCUCCAGACACCUCACUCAAUAUAGAACCUGAAAACCAGACGUUCCAGCAUCCAGCGUCACAAUACAGCAGAGCAAGACAGGACCAUCAGGUUGCUGAGGGUGUGACCUGGGAAACUGACCAUCAAUCUAUAGAAUACAGCCUGUCCCAUUGGACAGAGAACCAAGAGACUGACAACCCAACUGUGAAUGCUCCUCACAAUGCAGGGCCAGACUCCAAGAGGCUGUCUGAACAUCCAGAGAGGAGAGGGGUGCCUGGUAACUCUGGGGUCUGCAUGUCUGCUUCAGGCUCUCUGGACUGGGUGCCUGAUGUGGUGAUGGUGGACUCAGUUCCCAUUAAAGUGGAGGCAGAUAUGAGUUCAGAAUGGAGCAUAACUGGCCAAGAGGUGACAUCUGGAGACAUCUGUUCAGAAAGCAGGCAGCUUGUGGACAACAGAGGAAGAGGGGGAAUGGAGUCUGGACAGACAAAGUGUCCCCCUGACACUCAACAUGCAGAGCAAGGGACAACUGUAGGAUCAAGGUCCAAGUUGCCAGAUUUCAGUGGACUGUCCAACCGAAACAGAUUUUCAUCCCCAAGGGUUACCCUCCACCAGGUUCCCCAAAGAGGGAAGCCAGCCCCCUUCCCGAAUUUCAACAGAGGCUCCACUUCUUCAUCGAAAGGCAUAGAAAAGCAGCCGCAACAGCUGAUGUCUCACUCCACCCAGAGGCAGCUCCGGUGCAGCCUCUGUGGAAAGCCCUUCCCUCAGCCGGCAUACCUAAGGAGGCACAUGCGGGUCCAUACGGGGGAGAAACCGUACGGCUGCAGCCACUGCACCAAGCGCUUCUCCCACAGCCACCAGCUGAAGAUGCAUGAGAGAGUCCACACAGGAGAGAAACCAUUUCACUGUGUCUACUGUGGGAAGUGCUUCACCCAGUCCGGCCACAUGAAGAGGCACCUCCUCGUCCACACUGGCGGCAGGCCACAGGACAUUGUGCUGCCCUGAGUGUACCAAGGUGAAGUUUCCCCUAGGUACAGAUCUAGAAUCAGCUUCCUCUUCCCCAAUCCUAACCUUAAGCAUUAGUGGAAAAAAAUAUACUAAACUGACCGAAGAUCAGCUUCUAGGGGUAACUUCACACUACUCCACCUGGCAUAAUGAUAAGUAGGGCCAGUAGUUUUUCCUCACCAUGUGAUCAGACCAGGAAAAACUCCUCUCUAGUUGUAAGGGGACUGGCUCCACACUACUGGAGUUUUCAUAUGAACACUGGGUCCAUGUGUUUUUAACAGUUUGGAUUAGAGGUCGACCAAUAAUGAUUUUUCAAUACUGAUACCGAUUAUUGGAGGCCAAAAAAAGCUGAUACCGAUGAAUCGGACGAUUUAUAUAUAUAUAUAUAUAUAUAUA